AUGGAUUGUUCUAGGUUCCUCUUACCACUCCCUCCGUCCUUCUCUCCUUCACAGCCGGUCGCUCACUCUCUCACCGUCUCCUCACCCGUCCCCAACCAUCGUGUACCUUCUCACUCCUCUGCGACACCGGUGCACCACAUAGAACCACUCUUCACCGCGCUCACGCCUUCCCCCUCUUGCAUCGUCCCCCCUGCAGAAAGGCCGAGCCAAGCAAGAGAGCAGCCUGCCACGUCAGCAGCAGAGGCAGGAGGAGCUACAGCCGCCGCCACAGCAGAUGCCCAGGGCAGCGCCGGCCUCAGCAGCAGCAGCAGCAGCAGGGGCAAGCAGCCGGUGCGGCCAUUUGAGGAGUGUGAGGAUGAGGACGAGCUCUCGUGGCGUCUCCCCUGCAGCACACUCAGAGAAAUAGCUCCUUUCCUCUCUCCUACACUUCUCUUCUCUCGACCCCUCUCGCCCUUCCUGCCUGCUUUUCUCCCUCAAGUUGCACCUCACCUCAUCCCUUAUCUCUUUGUCAGCAGCCUCAAAAGUGGUCCUAUGGCUGAAGCAUUUCCUCCCUUUCCUCUUCCUUUUGAUGAUUGUGUCCUCGCAGGACCCCUCCAUGUGCCACCUGCUGCUGCACCCGACCUUCCGCCUCCUCCCUUCUCUCACCCGCCACCUCUCACCCGCCACCUCUCACCCGCCACCCCUCACCCGUGCCCUCCUCACACUCCUCCUCCACCGCCUGCCGCAUCACCUGUCCCGCCUGCCGUCAAGCCGCCCUCUCGCUUCUGCAAGCGCUCGCUGUACAAUCCUUCCUUCCAUGCACCUUCCUUUGCCAUGCACGCCCCUCGAGAUUCAGUCAUGCAAAGCCACCCAUCGUUUGCUGCUGCCACGCGUUGCACUUCGCCCGCCACCACCACUGCAGCAUCGCCCCUCACCCCACUCCUCACCUUUGCCCUGCAAGCAGCCCACACACCCCUCCCCCUGACCCGCUGCCACUGCCCCCACCUGCCCUCCCUCCGCCUCAUCUCAUCCUCCUCCUUGCCUGCCAGCUCAGCACGCGAUGACUCAGCAGCCAGCCAUGUGGCAGCAUCUGCCUGGCAGACCGCAGCGAGCCUCCUGCGCUGGCCGGGUGGCCAUCAUGACCCGGCUGUACUGUGGGCGGCAGGCUUGUCUGCAUCUGUGCUGACACGUGCACUGCUGGGCGGCAGGUUGUAUGAACAGUCAGGAUGUGCAGAGGGCAGCAGCGAAGAGCAGAUGGGUAUUCGGGGGGGUGACGGCAGGGCGGGUGGGGGGGAGGAGCAGGUGGGAGGGUCGCAAGUCGUCAUGGCAGCAGCGUGGGAGGCAGUGAGGUGGAUGGCAGCAUUCUGCCACGUGGCAGUGUGUGACUCAGAGGGGGGUGUGACUCUAGUGAAGGCGAAGGAGGCAGGAGGCAGGGCAUGUGGGAAGGCAGGCGAGAGCGAAGAGAACAAGGGAGGGGCGGGCAGUGGUGGCGGUGGGGGGCGAGGAGGGGGAGGGUGGGGGGGGGGGGAGCAGUUGGGCAUGCAGGCAUGGAGGCGGUGGCAGCGCUGGCAUGCACUCACAGCAGCCACCACCCGCCCUGCCACCUCGUGUGAGGCGCAGGGCACAGGGGGGGGCGGGAGAGAGGGUGGUGUGCGGGCAGCAAGCAGGGCAGCACCCAGUGGCCCCCAUGACCACAGCAGCGCUGCAGGGGAGGCACGUGGUGACGGCAGCAGCAGUAGCAGCAGUGGCGGGUGCAGGACAGAGGGCAGGGCAUGGGAGGGCGGCCAUGAGCCUAGUGUGAGUGGCCUGGCAGCGGCUGCUGUGCGCCAGGCCUCCCUGGCGUGCCGCCUCUGCUCGCGCUCCGCCCCUCGUCACUCCUCUGCACCAUUUCUCACCGCUGACAUGCCAGUACAGGAGGUGGAAGCUGCGAUGAAGCUGCUGGUGGUGGCAGCACUGGCGUGUGACGGGCGGGAUGGGGAGGCAGUGCGGGCGGAGGGGGGCUUGCAGGCCGUGGGACUCGUGGGGGAGCUGGAGGGAGGGGAGGACGAGGUGGUGGUGGGAGUGAUGGGGGGCGGGGGAGACAGCGACGCCAAUGGGGAGAUGGGUGCUGACACCAUGCUGCUGGCUCAUGAGAGACCGCACAUACCACAUGCGCCAUACAGUGCUGACGUCACAGCAUGGCAAGGUGCUGACAUCAUCCUGUUCUCUGGCCUCACAGCCCUUGUCGCCCUCCUGCACCGCGCACAACCGUUACCAUCCCACCCCACGGCAGUGGCAUUAGAGCCACUGGCACUCACCCCCCCCCCCGGCACACUCCUCCCUGACAACCUCAUCCCCGCCCUCACUCGUCUCCUCCACCCCGCAUCGCCCGCUGGUCUGCGCUGCCUCGCUGCCCGAUGCCUCUCUCUCUGCCGCUCGCUGCCCCGCCCUCCCCCACCCUCCGCUGCACUGCCUGCUGCUGCCAAACAGCCCUCUCAGCAUCAGCCCUCUCAGCAGCAGCCCUCUCAGCAGCAGCCCUCUCAGCAGCAGCCAUAUCAUCAUCCUCCAUCUCUCCAUCCGCCUGCCACACACACCCACGUGGCGUUCGUCCUCACGCACCCCUCGGCACCCACUUCUACUGCUGUCGCCUCCCCACUGCGAGUGGUGGCGCAUGCGGCAAUCAUUGCUGCCCGCUGCCCCACCCUCCUCUCGCCCCUCAAAGCCCCCCCUGCCCCUGCCCACGCCUCUCCAUCUGCCCCCCCCCAUAGCAGCACCUUUCUUCCCGUUCAGGAAAAGGAUGGGGGGGCGAGUGGGCAAGCGCUGGUAGCGAGGGGAGGAGUCCGGGCAGAGGGAGAGGAGGGGGUGGUGAGGGAGGUGCGCCUGGGGAGGGGUGUGAGUGGCGAGACGUUCAGUCAGCUCUUGGAGUAUAUUUACACGGGACAGGUGUCGCUCUCUCAUUGGCCGUCAAAGGAUCUGCUGCAGCUGGCUAAGAAGUGCCGAUUGGAUGGGCUCGUUGCACUCCUUCGCUGUGAUUGGCCGAUGUGGGGCAGUGAUGAUGCGUUGGGGUGUGAUCUGACGUCAGCACUUGGUCCUGCUGGCCUGCCUUGGAGCGACAUUGUGCUGUGUGUGCCGUGCACGCGCCACGCUCCCCCCUCCCCCACGCACCAACCACCUGCAAGCGCCAGCAGCCAUGGGGAAGAGGCGCAGCAUGAGGCGUGCGGAGGGCCAGACGGGGGGGGCAGCGGUGAGGGGGGGGGCGGGCAGGGGGGCGUGUGGCGGUGUGUGCGGGUGGUGGCGCACCGCUGUGUGCUGGGCGCGCGCAGCCAGUACCUGCACGCCCUGCUGCACUGCGGCAUGCGUGAAAGCUCGCAGCACGAGGUGCAGCUGCCACCACUGCCCCUACCAGCGCUCAUCGCUCUCCUGCGCUUCCUCUACUCCGCCCGCGUCUCCUUCCUCCCCCUGCCCCUCCCUCCCCAUGCCACCCGCACGCCCACCAACAUGAGCCACCCAACCCCCACCACUGCUGCUGCGAGCCCCAGCCGGCAUCACAGCGCUCCUGUGCCACUCUCCUCUGUGCGCCUGCCCCCACUCUCGCUCUCCACAUGCCUGUUCUCCGCAGUGCACCUCGCAUCGCUCGCUCACCAGUGGAUGCUGCCCGCCCUGCACCACAGCGCCCUCUGCUACGUGGCAUCACGCCUUCGCGCCACCUGGCAUGCCCCAGUCAGCGGCGGGCCAUGCAAGAGUGCUGUUUACGGCAAUGAUGGCAGCAGCAGCAGCACGGGCAGCAGCACCUCCUCUGGCACGGAUUGGGUCCAGGAGGGCUCAGUGGCACCGUGGGCGGCAGCCUGGGCGGCGGGGCAGUGGGAGAUGGUGGGAGAGGCGGUGGUGCGGGCAGCAUGGGCGGCGGGGCAGUGGGAGAUGGUGGGAGAGGCGGUGAGCGGCCUGGCGCCGUGGUACCCCGCCAUGCGCCAUUCAGGCUGCCUGCACCGCCUGCCACCGCAGGUGCAGAGCGCUGUCAGGGAGGCGCAUGUGCGCUUGCUCACCGCGCGGCCUUGA
Closterium sp. NIES-65 is the source of this 4014-nucleotide messenger RNA. The record is from the annotation of a GenBank genome assembly. Lineage: Eukaryota; Viridiplantae; Streptophyta; Zygnematophyceae; Desmidiales; Closteriaceae.